AUGGCAGCAAGAUCACCUGUGAAGCCUACUGGCAGCCCGUCGGUUGCCUCCAAGCAGAAGGAGGCGAAGCCUAGCCUCGACAAGGCCGAUGGCAGCAACCUCGACGUGGAGAUCAUCGAGGUGCCUGACGUCGACCUGAGCCUCGAAGAGUGGAGCAUGUGCGCGCACAAGCUCAAGCCAGGGCAGAACAUCGACAUCCUCGUCACGGUGCGCAAUCUCAGCAGCCGUGCCAUCACCGAGAGCCUCUCCCUCCGCGUGGACAGGGACGCCUUCUUCCAGUCGGUCGCCGUCAGGCUGCCGUCGUCGGUACCGGCCAACGGCGAGGUCAAGGUCAAGGCCACACUCAGGGUGCAGGGCGGCAUCACCAACCUCAAUAAGCUGCCCGCCAACAAGGAGAUCAUGCUCGUGAAGGAGUGCGGUCCCGGCAAACUGGCCAAAUUGUCGUCCAUGUUCAUCGUCAUCCCCAUCGAUCCCUUCAUCCGCUACCUCAAGGAGGAGUUCCGCCCGAUCCGGCUUCAGCUGUGGGGCCUCUUCGGCACGGGCAAGUCGUCAUUCAUCAACUCGAUGGCCACGCUCUACAACGAGGACCCCCGGUUCCCGAACAGGAAGCUCACGCCCGCAUUCUCGAGGCCCUCGGGGGUGUCGGUGACGACCGAACUCAAGCAGUACGACUUCAACAACGUGAGCCUCUGCGAUUCGUGGGGCUGGGAGGAGGCGCGCAAGGACCUCUACUCCGAUCUCCUGUUCCAGCUCAUGCUCGGCGGUCGGCUGGGCAGAGAGUUCGCCAUGGACAACGCCAAGACCCUCAGCGUGCUCAAGCUGCCCAACGUCGAGACCGCGCCCGUCGACCUGGUGCUGUUCUUCAUCACCGUGGGCGCCGUCGAGAACAACACCUACCUGGAGCAGAUGAACCACUUUAUCGGCGAGGCGCGCAAGCUCGGCGUGCCCCUGCUCGUCCUGUUGACCCAGAUCGACAAGGUCGACCCUAGCCUGCGCCAGGACCCCUACAGCGACAACCCGACCGUGCAGGACCUUGUCACGCAGGUGUCGCUCAAGGCCGAGCUCGACGAGUCCUUCAUCUUGCCCGUGGUCAACUACACGCGCGAGACCGAGAGGACUUGGGCGAUGGACCGAGCCGCCUUCGUCACCCUCUACCGGGCCUUCCAGGCACGUGAAGUCGCUGUCGGCAACGCCUAA
Molecule: messenger RNA, 1197 nt
Organism: Acanthamoeba castellanii str. Neff
Lineage: Eukaryota; Discosea; Longamoebia; Acanthamoebidae
Exons: 2
Coding region: 1-1197 (398 amino acids)
Source: RefSeq, a predicted model, not a curated record